Spirodela intermedia is the source of this 1420-nucleotide messenger RNA. The record is from the annotation of a GenBank genome assembly. NCBI's taxonomy places the organism in Eukaryota, Viridiplantae, Streptophyta, Magnoliopsida, Alismatales, Araceae.
AUGCCGCAGGCCGUCCUGAGGACGGCGACGACAGCGGCGUCCCUCUCGGAGACCUUGAACAUCACCAUUCCCGGAAGUGUCAAUGAGACCACCUACCUCUUCAUGUACUUCGCGGAGCUCCGGCGGCUGAAGACCAACGAGACCAGGGAGUUCAUCAUCUACGCCGGCGACGGCCUGUUCUACGGCCCGUACACACCGCGCUUCCUGAAGACGGAGGUUAUCCGCACGCUCCCACCGGGCCGGGCGGGGGGGCUGACCUACUACCUUCAGGCCACGGGAAACUCCACUCUGCCCCCCAUGAUCAACGCCCUCGAGGCGUUCACCGUGCGACGGCUAACCUUGAUGCCGACCAACGUUAGUGAAGGUGAGCACGUCUGUCUUCUUCCCUCAGGAACAUCCUCAGCCCAAACAGCUAUCUUCAAGCUUCCAUAGAUCCCAGUUUCAUUCCUGUCAUCCCUCAUAUAUUAUGAUACACUCCGAUUACAAUCGCCAUGGGAGGAGUAAGCAAAGGGAGCACAAUCAUGUCUGCUGUAUGGAACUGCAACUAUAUCAGUUUCUGCAUUCUUACGUACUCCUGCUCACCCGCCUGAAUGACAGUGGAGGCCAUCACAAAAAUCAAGGCCUUGUAUCAAGUGAAAAGAAACUGGGAGGGCGAUCCGUGUGUUCCGCAGCAAUUCACCUGGGAGGGUCUGGAAUGCAGCGUCAAUGCCUCUAAUCACUCGAGGAUAACCUCUCUGUGAGUUCUGACAGUAUGGCCGACUGAAAUUUUUUCUAAGCCACCAGGCUUGAGAUAACACGGCACCAAAGACUGAAAUUAUCUUGGCUUGCAGAAACCUGUCUCACAGCGGAUUGGGCGGCGGAAUUCCUCCUUUUAUAGCAAACCUCACAAACUUAAUAUCCUUGUAAGUUCGUCUAAAAUUCUUGGAUGUGCUUUACCUAUCCCGUUUUGACGAAUGCACUAUGGAACACCAAAAGAAGGCAAUUUUAACUAAUUUCAUGGAUCGUUUUAGAUCAAAAAUCUUUCAUGAUCAAUUAUUUAUGAUUAUUUUUUCAUGGAAAAAUUGAAGUUUGUGUUUCUCUGAUGUUGCUGAGAAUAGAAAGUCGCUCUCAAAGCUUUCAAUCAAGAAAUCAGACAAUUUUAUACUUUACAGUCAUCUCCUCCUUUCAGGGAUCUAUCAUGUAACAACUUUACAGGUGAAAUACCAACUUACAUAGAUAAACUACAAGCUCUCAAAGUCCUGUAAGUUUUGAAAUUUUGAACUCUCCAGUUUGGUUCUACAUCCAGGGAGUAUCUGAUGGUUCAAUGUUCCCUGUUUGCAGAAACUUGGAAAACAAUGAUUUGAAUGGGACUAUUCCGAAAACUCUAUACAAAAGAUCACAAGAUGGAUCACUACUAUUAAGGUUAGCUUCGCAUUUAUAA